Molecule: messenger RNA, 921 nt
Organism: Candida tropicalis MYA-3404
Lineage: Eukaryota; Fungi; Ascomycota; Pichiomycetes; Serinales; Debaryomycetaceae
Gene: ERG25
Product: methylsterol monooxygenase
Exons: 1
Coding region: 1-921 (306 amino acids)
Biological process (GO): ergosterol biosynthetic process
Molecular function (GO): C-4 methylsterol oxidase activity; iron ion binding
Source: RefSeq, a predicted model, not a curated record
AUGACAUCUUUAGUUUAUCACGAUUAUUCCAGUUUCCUGAAUGGAACUACAUUUUCCGAAAUUUUCAACAACUUCAAUCAAGUUGAAGGAUUGAAUUAUAUUGAAAAAUUAUGGGGAUCUUACUAUUAUUAUAUGAAUAAUGAUCUAUUUGCAACUGGAUUAUUAUUUUUCUUAACUCAUGAAAUUUUCUAUUUUGGUAGAUGUUUACCAUGGGCCAUAAUUGAUAGAAUUCCAUAUUUCAGAAAAUGGAAAAUUCAAGAUGAAAAAGUCCCAAGUGAUAAAGAACAAUGGGAAUGUUUGAAAAGUGUUUUAACUUCUCAUUUCUUAGUUGAAGCUUUCCCAAUUUGGUUCUUCCAUCCAUUAUGUCAAAAGAUUGGUAUUAGUUAUCAAGUUCCAUUCCCAAAGAUUACUGAUAUGUUGAUCCAAUGGGCAGUUUUCUUUGUUUUGGAAGAUGCAUGGCAUUAUUGGUUCCAUAGAGGUUUGCAUUAUGGUGUUUUCUAUAAGUAUAUUCACAAACAACAUCAUAGAUAUGCUGCUCCAUUUGGUUUGGCUGCUGAAUAUGCCCAUCCUAUUGAAGUUGCUCUUUUGGGUUUGGGAACUGUCGGUAUUCCAAUUGUUUGGUGUAUCAUCACUGGUAAUUUGCAUCUUUUCACCGUUUCCGUCUGGAUCGUUUUAAGAUUAUUCCAAGCCGUUGAUUCACAUUCCGGAUAUGAAUUCCCAUUCUCAUUACAUCACUUUUUGCCAUUCUGGGCUGGAGCUGACCAUCAUGAUGAACACCAUCAUUAUUUCGUUGGAGGUUAUUCUUCUUCCUUCAGAUGGUGGGAUUAUGUUUUAGAUACAGAAGCUGGUCCAAAAGCUAAGAAGGCAAGAGAAGAAAGAGCAAGAGCAAAGGUUGAAAGAACUCAAAAGAAGAAUUUAUAG